Messenger RNA from Cetraspora pellucida, 712 nucleotides. The record is from the annotation of a GenBank genome assembly. Lineage: Eukaryota; Fungi; Glomeromycota; Glomeromycetes; Diversisporales; Gigasporaceae.
GAGUUACCUUCUCCCCUUGAUUCUCUUCUUACUGAGACCGAUCCACGUUCACGCUCAUUUCGCCACAAUAUUCGAAUGUACAAUUCGGCAUUAGCUUUUACAUCUAUAGGAGCAAAGAUUGAUCCUGAAGUUACUGGAACUAGCGGCAUUUACACCUUUCGUAUUCAUGGUGAAAUGUACCAUAGAAUAGGCACCCUGCUUCCCGAUAUUGAAACCCAACCUCAAUUUGCUCAGAUAUACAUCUUCGAUACUGAUAAUGAAUUGCAAAAUAGGUUAAAUAUAAUGCCCAGACUUGACUCCACUAUUCUUAUAGAACUUCAGCAGAUGUUACACGAUAUUAACCCGUAUGUUAAUGUGUUUCAGCAAGCUGCCAAUUUGUUAAGGCAUGAUCAAUCACUAGAAUUGAAGUUAAUAAUUACGGAUAACAGAACAAAAGAUCUACGACGUUAUAAUGCACCUAAUGCAUCAGAAGUUGCUAUUAUUAUGGUAGGAAAUGCACAAGGUGCAGAACAGUUAAAUCGGGAUAUAGUGCUGCAUACACGCGAAGGUGGACUGCAACGGAUAUCUGAAUUACAUUGUAGUUAUGCCCCGCUUCAUUAUGUCCUUAUGUUUCCCAGGGGUGAGGAUGGGUGGCAUCCUGAUAUUCCAAUAUCUGAUACUUCUAAUAUACAGGAUGAGGAGGAAUCUGAUAUAAACAAUGAGGAUGAAGAAA